GCCUCUCACGGUAUCUGUUCUCUCUGACGGGCGUGGCUCAUCUCCAUAGCUCAUUCCUCUCGAGGCAUCUGCCGGUCUAACAUUUCCAGGUUCGGCUAGAGAAACAUUCAUAUCAUCGCCAUGACGGGGCUCGUAAAGCAAAAGAAGUAUGACUGGAAGGAUUCCAACCUGUCCUUGUUCGGCAGCAAACUCGAGAAGGACAUCAAACAGGCAGCAGCUGAGACCGAAAAGGCCUGGCAUGUGGUGAAUGCCGAGGAUAAAGCCGGCCUGUUCAUCUGGAGGAUUGUGAAAUUCGUACCCACCCCAUGGGCCAAGGAGGAAUACGGCAGCUUUUACAACGGGGACAGUUACAUCAUUCUGAACAAAUACCAAAAGGAGGGCGAGGAAGACUGGGAAUACGAUGUCCACUUUUGGAUCGGUGCCCACAGCACACAGGACGAGUACGGUACAGCCGCAUACAAGACAGUCGAGCUGGACACCUUCCUUAAGGACAAGGCCAUCCAGCAUCGAGAGGUCCAGAACCACGAGUCGGAUCUCUUCAAGACCUACUUUGAUGAGUUGACGAUCCUUGAUGGUGGCGCGGACAGCGGCUUCCGACAUGUUACCCCGGACGUCUACAAGCCCAGGCUGAUCCAGAUCAAGAAGGAGGAUGGAAAGCGGGUCCGCGCAGAUGAGGUGCCCUUCUCGAAAAAGUCCAUCAACAGCGAUGACGUUUUUGUUCUCGAUUUUGGAGAGAAGAUCUACCAAUUCAAUGGAAAGACAUGUAGUAUCAAGGAGAAGACAAAGGCUCAGGCAUACGUUCAGAAGCUGCGAGAUGCCCACAACGCCAAACUGGAUAUCACGGACGAGAGCUCAUCCGACUGGAGACAGAUCGAAGAAUUCAUGUCCCUUAUGCCUGACGAGGAGAUCGUAGUUGAACCUGAACCAGAGGGCGCUCCCGACUGCAAGGUUCUUUACCAAGUAUCGGACAAGAGCGGGUCUCUGGUUAUUACCAAGGUUGCAGAGGGCAGUUUGAACAAGGGAAUGCUGAAACGUGAGGAUGUCUUCUUCAUCGACACCGGCAGGGACUUGACCGUCUGGAUCGGCAAGGGAGCCUCUAAGGCCGAGAUCAACUGCGGCAUGGUCUACGGACAUAACUUCUUGAAGGACAAGCCCAACCCGGUCCGUCCAAUCCGCCAGGUCAGAGAUGGUAGGGAAGACAAAGAGUUUUACAAGACGCUCAUGUAAUUAUCAAAUGCCAGAAGGAUCACUAACUUAUCUCUAGCUGUUGUUUCGUUGAAUCGUCUAGUAGUCUCGGCAUUUUAGCAAACAAACCGCAUGUAACUGUUGAGAGUGGCCUACAUGUUACCUUACCUUGUGUCAACGCGAACCAGAUAUCCAAGGAGAACUUUUCUGAACUUCAAACUACAAGAUCUGCACGUAUACAGAAUGUUAAAGAAUAAUAUUACUUUUGUUCUUUUGUUCUUUUGUACUAUUAGUUCUUUACUUGUUAAUCUGUUGCAAGCAGUCUUUACCUGUUCGCCUCGUAGAUGAACGUUCUUCUGUGUUAACCACAUCUCUUGUCAAACUGUCCGAUGUGUCAUUUCUGUAAAACCUUGUAUCAUGACGUUCCAAAAUAUACAUAUAAAUAACACAGUAUACACUUAUCUUUACUCACACUUUCUUUUUGGUCUACCAUACCAGACACAGCCUUACUUUUCUUCCUCAUGUCUCAAUCCACCCAUCUACACUUCUUCCUCUCUUUCACUACGAUGGUAGCCUAGAUAUACCUAAAAAAAACACUGUCCACUUCUACUUCUUUCUCAAUCUCUCAAAACAAAUGUAAAUCAAUAAUCAAACUCUUCUUCUUUCACGACUUCUUGGUCUAUUAAAAUGCAUGGUUGACAACUUCAUUGCACUUCUUCUGCAUUUUUUCUAUACGUUGAUACACUUUCUACACUCCCUGUUCCGUUACUAGUAUACAUGUACACACAGACGAUUCCCAUCAUCAUACUCACACCCGGUGCUUCAUUAUCAUAUUUUACCUUGACAAGCAGCUCCGAGGCAUGAAGGUAAAUGAAAUCACUGACAUUCACAUGCACACUGUUCAAUAUUGAAAUCACUCCAGAAACGAUUUGAGAAAAAAUGUCAGUAUAAGGUUUCUAAGUGAACUCUCGUGGUUUAGUUUUUUUCGAAAAGUGCGUCAGUUGCUUGGAAAGUGCUAUUGAAAUGUUUCCACACUUUUCUACUCUAUUGUUGUCAGAUAAACAAUUUUGAAGUGAAAUUUGGUAAUCUAAUAUCAUUGAUCUGUGUUUUAGAUUCAGGGCAUAUGUUUUGUGACGCGCUCCCAUUGCGUUGUUGCAAGUAUAGAUUUGGUUAUUGUUAUGUACAAUCGACUAUACACAUCAUCCGCAGACUGCGUAUAGCAAUGCCUAAAAUGGGUGCUGAUGUGAAAUUGGCAAAAGACACGACUGGGAAAAUCAAAAUUAUUAAAGUUCCCAUGUUUAAAUUUAAUGUAAAAAGCAUAUUUAACUUCCAAAGGCCACGUGUGAGAAUGAACUAACUUGUCUUCGGAAAAUUAAAACUGUAACAUUGGUGCCAAUAUUUCACUCGUUGUUGUCUAUAUGUUAUUGUCUAUGAUGAUAAUUAUUAGUAUCAAUCAAGAUUGUCGUAAAAUUGUGCAAGUUAGUAUCUUUUAUGUUGUCUUCGUAAUAAAUUAUCUCUCCCCUCGUUUU
This is a messenger RNA of Lineus longissimus, 2714 nucleotides long. Its product is annotated as severin-like. The coding region runs from base 121 to 1227 and encodes 368 amino acids. Gene Ontology annotation, biological process: actin filament severing; barbed-end actin filament capping; actin polymerization or depolymerization. The transcript has 13 exons. The record is from RefSeq and is a predicted model, not a curated record. Gene Ontology annotation, molecular function: phosphatidylinositol-4,5-bisphosphate binding; actin filament binding. Gene Ontology annotation, cellular component: cytoplasm; actin cytoskeleton. Lineage: Eukaryota; Metazoa; Nemertea; Pilidiophora; Heteronemertea; Lineidae.